Aspergillus nidulans FGSC A4 is the source of this 747-nucleotide messenger RNA. Its product is annotated as putative G-patch domain protein. The transcript has a single exon. Gene Ontology annotation, molecular function: nucleic acid binding. The coding region runs from base 1 to 747 and encodes 248 amino acids. NCBI's taxonomy places the organism in Eukaryota, Fungi, Ascomycota, Eurotiomycetes, Eurotiales, Aspergillaceae. The record is from RefSeq and is a predicted model, not a curated record.
AUGCCAUACGAGGACGAAGACUACUUCCUCCCGCUUGAAGAUCAGCGAGUCUUUGGCGCAGGUAUCACGCGUAAGCGUGUGCCGUUCGUGCGUUCCUCUGAGCUCUCGACACUCAACUCCGCACCCGCCACACCAGCUGCUACCGGGGCUAGCAUAGCGAAUACAUACCUCUCUAUUGUCAUGCCAAAGCAGGCAGCAACAUCAUCUUCCACUUCCACUACAACUACAGCUCCGACAUCAGAUUCUCUAUCUACUGCCACUCAACCCGCCGCAGACACUGCCGACGGCCGCAGCCACUCCGCGCCUCCGCCAAACCCAAGCCAGACGUGUGAAGUAUGCCAUCUCCCACUGUCUUCCUCCAUAGCUGCCGAUAAACCCCACGAAUCUUCUUUAGCGCACCAAGUCUGUCUCACGCAUUCACAUCCACCAUCUCACCUUGACCGUACCCGUCGCGGGCUUCGUUACCUCGAGUCUUACGGCUGGGAUCCAGAUAGCCGGUUGGGUCUAGGAGCUACUGGAGAAGGUAUCCGGGAACCGUUGAAGGGGAAAUUAAAGGCUGACACAGUGGGAUUGGGAGCCGUUCUUCCCUCUUCGGUGUCUGGACAGAGAAAGUCUAAGGAUAAGGUUCAGAAGUUGAAUGCGAAGCAGGUGAGGAAGGAGCAUCUGGAUGUAAAGAAGAAGGGGGAGAGACUACGAGAGUUGUUUUACCAAGAUGACGACGUGCUCAGGUAUCUUGGCACCGGCUAA